AAUGAAUAAGUUAUGCCAGAGCGUUCGUGAAACCGCAAGAGCGCCUCACAGCUACCACAAAGUUACAAAGAAUCUCGCUCGCCGGUAAAUUCUGGGAGGUCAUGAAAUAACUCAGUUCUUCGGUCACUUGAUAAUGUUGUUGAUGCAUUGAAACAUGUUCCAUAUGUAGAAACGUGCUUCGAGAUAAAACGUGCUUGUAUAUAAAGCCGAGAGUGACACGCGUGGAUCUACAAAACAAUUCUUUAUCGCUCAGAGGAUUCAACAGUUACUUACAGCAUUAGCCAUUAGUCUAACAUGGCGAGCUUAGAGCUAAGGACAUUUUGUCAAGAUUUUGAAAUGAAAGACUUCAUAGCACAAGGAACCUUUGCUAAAGUGUUCAAAUGCACGGAGCGAAAGACAGGUGAAUGUUUUGCAGUGAAGGAAUUUCAAACUGAAGAGGCUAAUUUUGACAGAGAGGUUAUAAACAACGAAGUGGAAAUUUGGAGGACUUUGCAGCAUCGCAACAUUGUCUCAUUAUACAAACGCUUUUACGGAAACGGCCACAUUUGGGUGGUGUUAGAACUCGUAAACGGAAAAACGCUUUUGGACGAAAUUGUAAAUAAGAUUGUUUUCUCUGAAGAAGAAACACGAGGGAUGAUGGAACAGCUCAUUGAAAGCCUCAAGUAUCUUCACCGGAAAAGGAUUGUUCAUCGAGACAUUAAAGCAGAUAAUAUCCUUCUAGAAAAGAAGGAUGGCAAACUCGUCGUAAAACUUACAGAUUUUGGACUUGCGCGGCGACUUCCGGACGAUUGUGACGUUAUCAAGUGUACAGCGGAGGGCACGCCUCUCUAUCUUGCGCCGGAAACAAUCUUAGCGGACCCUAUCGGUCCAGCGGUUGACAUAUGGGCAUGCGGAGUAAUUCUGUUUUUAUUACUCGUGGGAUAUCCUCCAUUUUGGCACAGCGAUGAUAGGAAACUGAUGUUACUUAUUGUGGAGGGAUGUUACAGCUUGCCUGCGCGCUACUGGGACCGAGUGUCGGAUGACGCAAAAGAUCUUGUGAAACGAAUGUUGGUGGUUUAUCCUCACAAGCGAGUAACUGCUUUCAAGGCAUUGAACCAUCCGUGGAUCUCAGACUUUGAAGAAAAUGUGGACGAGGGUAUCGAAACUUUUGCAAGGAAUCUCGUUUCAAGAUAACACAUUUCUAAACAAUUUUUCAUUUUUCAUUAUAGAGUUCUUUUCCAUUUGAGUCGUUGAAUCCAUAUCAUGCAGAGUUGUUAUCCAAAUUUCGCCCGCAAGACUUGGUUGGGAAGACAGUAAGGCUGCCUUACUUUUAAUUAAGUGUGUAAAUAGGGGAAUGAAAUUUUCAUUAAAACAUAUUUUAAGAUUU
Molecule: messenger RNA, 1366 nt
Organism: Pocillopora damicornis (cauliflower coral)
Lineage: Eukaryota; Metazoa; Cnidaria; Anthozoa; Scleractinia; Pocilloporidae
Product: calcium/calmodulin-dependent protein kinase type II subunit alpha
Biological process (GO): protein phosphorylation
Molecular function (GO): protein kinase activity; ATP binding
Source: RefSeq, a predicted model, not a curated record